Molecule: messenger RNA, 3222 nt
Organism: Trichobilharzia regenti
Lineage: Eukaryota; Metazoa; Platyhelminthes; Trematoda; Strigeidida; Schistosomatidae
Source: the annotation of a GenBank genome assembly
AUGAGCGGCAGUCGAUCUAGAAAAGAUCCAAGAAAUCGUGGAUUAAUAGCAGAUUUGAUUAACUUAGAUGCAAAGAAUGAAAAUUGUCCUCUGAAGCCAGAUGUAGCAGUAAAGAAGAAUGGAGGUCUCUUUCUAUCUCUUCAUGGAGUAAAAGUGGAAAUUCCACCUGGUGCAUCAACUGGACGCCGUGAACGAGUUGUUUGUGCUGCGUUUCCAAGCACAGCUAGAGCAGCUGUAGCACCAUGGUUAGGUCCAUAUAUGCGUAUGGCAAGUGAAAUGCAUAUGUUAUACUCACCUGUCAGCUUCAAAAUGCCCGUCGCUGUAUUCAUUCCCUUUACGUUUGCUGCUGCUCGUGAAAUGUCUUGCCCAAACGAAUCCAUACCGGCACCAGUGGAACGUAUGAAACGAUCUGAAUCUAAGGAUUCAUUAGCACUAGAUGGUAGCCGAUCGGCUAAAACUUCACCAAGACCAAAAGGCAAAGCACCUUAUACAAUGCAUUUUGGAGAUCAUCGUCCUAAAGUUCCGAACUUAAUUGAUGCUAGAAGUGUUUCACUGCUACAAUGUCGAAUCGGUAGUGAUAACUGGAAAGUAGUAGACAAAUUCACGAUUGUUCAACCGUCAGUUCAACAUACAAAAUGGCCUUCAGAAGCACGUAAAUUAUUGUCUCAAUCAAGUAGAUGGUCAGAAAAUACUACCCUCACAUCUGCUCCUUCUCCACCGUUAAAAGAAUCCAAUCAACCUAUUGGAAAGAAAGGCAAUACAAGUGGAAAAAAUAAACGAUCACAAAGUCAAUCACUAAAAGAUAAUGAACCGUAUGAUUUUAUGAAUAAAAUUGAAAAUUAUUGUGGUGGUGUUUUUAUACAUACAGAAGAAUUAAAUCAUUGUUAUGUACUAGUUAAUGCAAAUAAAGCUGAAGGAUUUUGGAUUAAUCGUGAUGGAGGCUUAUUUCUAUCCCCAUCACUUAAUCCAUUUCUGUCUGUACGUAUCCCAAAACGUGUUUGUCCCACCCAGGAAAGAGCUAUUUUCAAAACAAUUGAAAUACGAAGUAACUGCCUAAAUUUAGCUUAUCAGUUCGAUAGUCUAUUAAAUGAAAUUGAAGGUUGUUCAGAUAUAUAUGAUUUACAAUUACAAGAUGUUAUACUGAAACGGCCAGCAACUAUACGCUUACCUUUACCUCAGUGGUAUAUCGAUAGACGUAAUAAGCCUACAGAAAGUUUAGAGCAGGCCAGUAUAAAUGAUGCUAAUAUGGUGUCAAAUGCUCCUGUUCAGUAUCCAACAGCAUCAGAAAUGACGGUGCCUAUCCAAGAUAAAGGAUUAGUUAUCCUAUUUCAGCAAUCCGGACAUUCAAAACAAAUUGUUUGGCAGACAGCUAAUGUUGAAGAGUUAAAAGAAGAAAUGACUCGACGUAAAUCACGUCUUCGUGUUAGUCGUAAAGAUAAUGUAAAUUCACCAAGAUGUCGAAUAGACAAUAUAUUUAUACGUUUAGGCUGGCCAAAUCUAUUGGUUGGUAUAAGAGGUGGACCAUGGCAAGCAGUAAAACAACCAGUGUAUUAUACAAAAAAGACUAUUUGCUUUGAUACAACAAUUUUAGGAAGAUUUGUUCUUAUCGGAGCUCGAGAUUCAGAACGUACAGCAAGCAGUAAACUAGCCCACUUAAUGACACGUAUUGAGUCGUUAGCUUGUGCUCCACCUGGUGCAUUACUUGUUUGUUUACAAUUAGCUCCAAAUAAUUGGCGAAUCAUGGCCAAUGUCUUUCCUGAAGAACAACUGGGUCAAGCAAUUCAACGACAAAUUGAGGCAGGUUUCAUUCCAUUGGUUCAAUUUGGCCCAGGAGUAGUAAGAAAAGCUCUUGAAGGCACCGAAGAAAGACGUUAUCGUGUAACUGGACAUGAUAUUAAUCAUGUAUUAAUGUUCAACGGUUUGUGCUUAGAAUUACGAUUUCAAGGGGAUAUACAAAUCAAAUCAGUUAGCCAAUUCGAAACUUAUACAAAUUGUAUACGUACUAAAGACAAAGUACCGAAUCCGCCUCCGCUUGGACUAGCAACAAGUGAUAGAGCUCAGCGUUAUUCCUUUUCAGAAAAUAAUUUGGAUUUUCAAUUCAAUUUACAACCAAGAUCUAGUUUGUUUACAUUUGAUAAGAAAGAAGAUAAAAUAGCACAAACAACACUUUUAAGUAAACAUGCUAGAGUCCAGUUGCAUGAAUUACUAUCAGAUACAUCGUGUAUCGUUGAAAUUGAGCCUGUUUCGUCUAUAGAAGAAAAGUAUUCUGAACGCAGUGCUAUAAAAACACAGUAUUUGUCAGACUUAUUAAAAAAGCCUACUCCUCAGGUACAUGGAGAAAAUGAUGAAGACGAAUCUGAAUCUGAUAUUGAUGACGACGAAUAUGAUGAAGACAUUACUUCAAGUAGACGAUUUUCAAAUUAUACAGAAAGAGGUGCUACAUCUGAUGAUGGAAAAGAGCCAGAGGAAUCACUUGCUGAUGGAAAAUCGAAAGAUCAAUCUUGCUCUCCUACACAUCUUAAUGAGGAUUUAUUUAGCCGUUUUGAGAGUAUGAUAGAGAAUGGCAAGAUAAUUAGAUCUAAUGAAUUCAUUACCAAGAUACAUGAAUUAUAUCAUGUAGGAACCAUCGAGGUUUGGUUAAUCCAACCGGAUGGUAUGUCACAAGUUGAAUCAAAAGAAGACGAUGAAGAUAAAGACACAGAAGAUGUAAACUUAGAAAUUCUAAAUCUUAAAAUGCCUAAUCACGCAUCAAAUUUAAAAUAUGGAGGUUACGGAGAAAAUAAUACAUUUCAAAUCACCGGAUAUCCCACUCCACCUACAUCACCUAAUACUCCAGUAACACCUAGAUUAUCUCAAAUACAUGAAGUGAGAAGUAAUCUUGAUGCCAGUUUACCGGAGAAUCAAGAAUCACAUAAUAUAAUUCGUUUGAAUACUGUUGCUGGUAUGGAAACUGCUAGAGGUAAACCUCCAACUGGUGUUAUAAUGGCUGAUUUCCCAUCAAAACCUGGAGCACCACUAGCCACCUAUAACGUGAUGAUUGAUCCUGAUAUAUUUAGUACCUACGUGAAAGCUUUAACAUCUAAACCUAAAAGAUUAAUGACCACUGAAAGUGGAGGUGAACGUUUUAACAAAAUGAGUAGAAGUAGUUCUUACAUAACUCGAAGAAAAUCUGGUAAAGGUUUUCGUUCUGAUGAUCCAAGUCCGCCAAAAAGACCUACUUAA